Messenger RNA from Capsicum annuum, 561 nucleotides. Its product is annotated as mucin-2-like. The record is from RefSeq and is a predicted model, not a curated record. The coding region runs from base 1 to 561 and encodes 186 amino acids. NCBI's taxonomy places the organism in Eukaryota, Viridiplantae, Streptophyta, Magnoliopsida, Solanales, Solanaceae. The transcript has 3 exons.
AUGGAUGAAUGUUUUGGCAGAUGGCAGAGAGACACUGUCAAAAGGCUGUUUUUCAACAACAAAUGCAGAGCUGCAGAUUUUUAUAACGAGGUUAACAUUAUUAGUGGCGUUGAGCACAAAAAUUUGGUACGUAUUGCUGCUACUACUGUUACUAUUAUUACUACUACUGCUACUACUACUAUUGUUGCUGCUACUGCGGGUGCUAUUGGUGCUGCUAUUGCUACUGCUACUACUGCUGCUACUACUACUACUGCUGCUACUCCUACUCCUACUGCUGCUACUGCUACUACUGUUUCUGCUACCGCUGCUACCGCUACUUCUACUGGUGCUGUUGCUGCUGCUACUACUACUACUACUGCUACUGCUGCUACUACUGUUGCUGCUCCUGUUCCUGCUCCUGCUUUUACUACUACUACUACUCCUCCUCCCCCUACUACCGCCACCAUCACCACCAAUAUACUACUAAUACUGCUACUACUACUCCUCCUCCUACUGCUGCUGCUACUACUGUUGCUCCUACUAGUAGUAGUAGUGGUAGUGGUGUGUGUGGGGUGGGGGUGA